AGAUCUCUGCACACAUCGAAACCCACAGCGGCCUCCACAUUCCAGUGUCACCAAAUCGCUCACUAGAAGAGAAACAUAGCCUCCAACAUCUCAAGAUCCAGAGCAGCAUCAUCGCCAAAAUGGCUUUCAAAAUCGAUGAACAGACUCGCUGCAUGCAGCAAGGCACUUGUCGAUGUGGCAUUGUCGGUUGGGGAAUAUCCCAUGCUGGCCUAGACCGGGAUCCAUCGAUUCCCACCGAUGAAGUCGGGGAAGAACGUUGGAACCGCCGUCGUUGGACCACAAAACCCGUUUCUGGAUCAUCAUGUUGUCCUGACCAAUUGCACCACUGCGAGAGACGGAAGCGACUAACAAGACAAUGAACAAUAGAUCUCACCGUCUGAAAAUAACCGGCAAAGGCUACUGGCUUCUCGAUGUCGUCAUAAAGAUCGUCGUCAUGGAGAGGAAUAAGGCGAAGCAGAUUUAUUCGACGCAGCCCCGUUGUCCUCGCUCCAGCGCCACCAAAAGAAACAUAGAACCUAUCUACAGAACACCAUGGAAGAGGAACGGGAUCCUCCCCCUCCAUCUGCCGCCGGAGCAGCGGACAGAGGGGGCGGAGGCCGUGGCUUCACCGGCGUUCUGCAAGGAAACCGUCGUCGCGCAGAGCCCUUUUCUCUCUCGGGCGGUUGGGAGGAACCGUUAAGUACUCACCUGAAAGUUGGGCCUGCACAUUACUUCGCGGCUGCGAGGGCGCUCCUUCAGCGAGACCCUUCUUCGGUCUCGGUACAAGCGAGGCGUAGGCGCUCCGGACCCCCUCUCAAUCGUUGUUCGCUCCAUCCCGUACCACCGCCGGAGUCGCCGAGAUGACCGGCCUCCAUGACGAGCGCGCCACCAGCGAACCCCGGAGAUCCAAGCGGUCCAGGCCGGAGGCGAAGGCGGCGGAGCCUCCGGCACGCCGGGCCAGGCGCGCCGAGGGCCACGUUCCUCUGCGCAAGCGCGAGUCUCCGAGGUUUGCGCGACCACCCCGCCCCCUGGACUCGGACGCGGAGGGUGCGGUCGCGUCGCCUCCUCCUCCUCCUCCUCCAGCACGCCGCGCCGAGACCCCGGCUCCUCCGCCCAAGCGUCGAGCUGCGAGGGUUGCGCGACCAUCUUCGCACCAUAGGGAUUCGGAGGAUGUGACCAUGGCUCCUCCUCCCGCGCGCCGCGUGAAGGCCCCGGCUCCUCCGCCCAAGACUGAGUGGCAUCGCAUCUCGUACAGACUCCGCAACCGCGUCGUCCAGGAUACCAGCAACCUCAAGCCCGCCCCCAGUCGUUACGACAACCGGAUAGAAAUUAAACAUGAUCUAACAUGGCAAACUCCGACGUGUGCACGCGUGGCUUUGGAACACUACAACAACAUGAAUCAGGAGGACGAGCAUGAGAUGGUUAAAGCAGUGAGCAGUCAUGUCUUUGUCUUCAAUGGUAUCUGGUUCCAUGCAAAUUUCCUUGCUAAGCGAAAAGGAGCCACCACCUGCGUUGAUCUCGUCCCCAAGUACUUCUUUGCUGAGUUGGACAUCGUGGGGACGAAAAAACUAUCUUGUGUUUCAUGUGUUAAGCUUGACCCAGGUGAUCCCAAAAACAUUGGUGGUUGUAGCCUGUGCUAUGAGAAUAUCAUACAUCCUGCUGGCGGUGGAUACCACGGUGCCCAACCUCGAUCUGUUCGACAUGCUCCUGGUGGCCUACAGAUUUCAUUCAAGUUCUGAAUGUUGUAAGUGGUAGAAUCGUCCAUCACCAUGCUAAUAUAAUAUAGGCGGAAGAAGAAGAAAACCAUGUUUAAAUAUGAGCGUCAAACCGUUCCGGUAGAAUCAUGCAUCAUUUUGGUUGUAACAAAGGUUAAAACUCCACUUUGAUGUAUGUCUGAUGUUAUUAAUCUGUUUCAU
Triticum aestivum (bread wheat) is the source of this 1895-nucleotide messenger RNA. RefSeq names its product helicase swr-1-like. The record is from RefSeq and is a predicted model, not a curated record. Bases 840 to 1718 code for a protein of 292 amino acids. NCBI's taxonomy places the organism in Eukaryota, Viridiplantae, Streptophyta, Magnoliopsida, Poales, Poaceae. The transcript is spliced from 4 exons.